CACCGCCGCCACUAACCACUCGACCGCAGCGCCGGCUUCCUCCCCAAACACAGUCGCCGCCGACCACCUAGUCGUCGCCGAGCACCCUUCACCGCCUCGUCCCCAUCCCCCGCGCACCCAGCGCCUGCUUCCUCCCGAGGAAUGCUGCCGGCCGCCCUCCAUCCCCACCACAACAACGACCUCCUCCACAGGUUUCCUCCCCCGAGAAGGCCUCCUCCUCCUCAAGCUUUCUCCCCCGAGCAGGGCCUCCUCCUCCACGAGCAUCCUUACCCGAGCACUAAGUUGGGCUGCCUCCUGGUUCCCUCACCCGAGCAGCGGACCUUCCUGUACGGCCCCUCUCCCGAGAAGCUCCACCUCCUCUACAUCCUCCCCCAGCUGAGAAUGACUUAUAAGUUCAUGGCAAAAGCACCAACAUCAGUACGUAACCACAAGCAAGCUGAUGGGGUAAUAAUCUUGGUAUUUAAGUCUUAG
Triticum urartu is the source of this 471-nucleotide messenger RNA. The record is from RefSeq and is a predicted model, not a curated record. Lineage: Eukaryota; Viridiplantae; Streptophyta; Magnoliopsida; Poales; Poaceae.